Molecule: messenger RNA, 1029 nt
Organism: Ananas comosus (pineapple)
Lineage: Eukaryota; Viridiplantae; Streptophyta; Magnoliopsida; Poales; Bromeliaceae
Exons: 6
Coding region: 1-1029 (342 amino acids)
Source: RefSeq, a predicted model, not a curated record
AUGGCCUAUAUGGAAAUUUUCACAUUUUCUUUUAUUUGGCUCACUCUUGUCUCUUGCUCUCAAGUUAGGGGGAGAUUGGUGAUGGAAAGUUAUGAUGCACUCGAAGCAAAGGCACAGAAAACUGUACAUGGUUCAGAGAUGCAAGUGCAUGCAUUAAAUUCCAAUAAUGGAGAUGAGAAAGUAAUUUCUUCAGAAUUGGCACCAAAGUCGAAUGAGUCUCUCCCAGCCCACAUUUCAUCGUCAAUAAAUAUUUAUGCGCCUGAAGAUGACCCCAAUCGCAUACAACAUUGGGCAGAAUAUCAAAGCGGGACAGGGACAUCCAAGGCGUAUUAUGGUGCCAAAUCAACACUAGUUGUUUAUGGCUUUCCUAAUCUGGAAGCCGGCAAGAGUACCGCAACCGGGAUUUGGAUCGCAAACGGUGCAGACGGCCCUCGUAAUCAACUUAAUGUGAUCCAAGCUGGAUGGCAUGUGUUUCCUGAAGAAUAUGGGGAUACCGCGACUCACUUUUUCAUAGCUUGGACGGCGGAUGGCUACAUUUCAACAGGAUGCUUCAAUCUUAAAUGCCAAGGUUUCGUAUUAACAAACAGUUCCGAUCUUGUUCCUGGAACAGUUUUACAACCAGUUUCCACUCCCGGUGGACCGCAGUAUGAGAUAUCUAUAAGAAUUUUUAAGGGUCAAUCAACUGGAGAUUGGUGGCUCCAGCAUGUACACGGUGACAAUGCCAUUCCCGUAGGAUAUUGGCCAAAGUCUCUCUUUACUUCUUUAGCUGAUGAAGCAACUCGAGUUGAUUUUGGCGGACAUGUAUCCUUUCAAAAGAGCAGCGUAAGCCCUCCAAUGGGUAGCGGUUAUUUUCCAACAGAUAGUAAAGCAGCGUACUUUAAAAAUACCGCAUAUAUCAAUAAAGAUGGUGGUUUCUUUGUUAAUAAAAAACCUCCGGCCUAUUAUGUGGACAAUCCCCAUUGUUAUAACCUCGCAGAGUUUGAUCCAGAUCGUUUUACUUACGGUGGGCCCGGUGGUUGUGGUAAUUAA